This is a messenger RNA of Penicillium verhagenii, 504 nucleotides long. RefSeq lists its product as uncharacterized. The coding region runs from base 1 to 504 and encodes 167 amino acids. The transcript has a single exon. NCBI's taxonomy places the organism in Eukaryota, Fungi, Ascomycota, Eurotiomycetes, Eurotiales, Aspergillaceae. The record is from RefSeq and is a predicted model, not a curated record.
AUGGCGGAUCAAGCAUCACAAAUUCGAGAGCAAAUCAUGAAUCAAAUCCCAAGUACAAUUCACAAAUUCCUACAAGGUGUUUCAACACCAAUUCGAAUACUGGGUGACACACCCAACAGCUUGCUCGACUCUGGAGAUUAUCUAGCAUCUUUACGUCCAUUCGUCUCGAAGACUGAGAGUUCCAUUCGUGAUUGCUGUCCAGACAUCCAAACUUGUUUCAUAGCUGUGAACAUAUACCCCGGGAACCAUGCUUUUUUCGUUCUAGACGUCAACAAUGUCGAUUACGUCUACGAGACAGCUCACACUAAUACAACACCAAUUCCUAUCUACGUUCUGCGCCUGUCUAAGAGGAAAAUCAGCAUCACCAGACAGCAUGGGCUAGACGCUACAAUUGCUGAGAGAGUUAGAGCGAUGCAUAAUGGGCAUGGGGAUGACCCUCUACCAUUGCUUGAUGAUUUCAAUCAGACUGUUGAAUAUCACAGUCCGCGCAAUCUUCGGCGUUAA